Brassica oleracea var. oleracea is the source of this 1654-nucleotide messenger RNA. RefSeq names its product protein AUXIN RESPONSE 4. The record is from RefSeq and is a predicted model, not a curated record. The coding region runs from base 113 to 1486 and encodes 457 amino acids. Lineage: Eukaryota; Viridiplantae; Streptophyta; Magnoliopsida; Brassicales; Brassicaceae. The transcript is spliced from 2 exons.
CAAAGCACACUUUCCUCUUUUCACGUUUACUGAGAAAAGUCCUCUGAAAGACAGCUCCACUUCUCAGUUCUCACUUUCUCCCUCACUCUCUCAUCUUCCAAAGCUCUCUCCAAUGGCUAUCAUUACAGAAGAAGAAGAGGAAACGAAAACCCUAGUUCCUCCUGGGAGUAAAGAAUCGAUUACGAAGAACCCUAAACCUCAAUCUGAAAACCCUUUUCCUUUUUGGUUCUACUUUACAAUCAUCUUCUCACUCGCCACUCUCCUCUUCGUAUCUAUCUCUCUCUACUCUUCUCAGAACGAUCCCAGAUCCUGGUUUCUCUCGCUCCCACCAGCUCUCCGUCAACAUUACUCAGAUGGAAGAACAAUCAAAGUCCAGGUAAACCCAGACGAAUUACCAAUCGAAGUAUUUGUAGCUGAAUCUGGUCCGGCUCAAUCGGAGAAUGUGAUAAUCGUUCACGGGUUAGGGCUUAGCUCGUACGCGUUUCGAGAGAUUAUCCAAUCUCUUGGAUCUAAAGGGAUUCAUGGUGUAGCUAUUGAUUUGCCCGGGAAUGGAUUCUCUGACAAAUCGAUGGUAGUGGUAGGUGGAGAUAGAGAGAUAGGGUUUGUGGGUAGAGUUAAGGAAGUUUAUGGUUUGAUUCAAGAGAAAGGCGUUUUCUGGGCGUUUGAUCAUAUGGUUGAGACUGGAGAUUUGCCUUACGAAGAAAUCAUUAAGCUUCAAAAUUCGAAACGGAGAAGCUUGAAAGCUAUUGAACUAGGGAGUGAAGAAACAGCUAAGGUUUUAAGUCAAGUGAUUGAUACUUUGGGUUUAUCUCCUGUGCAUUUGGUUCUUCAUGAUUCAGCACUUGGGUUAGCUUCAAACUGGGUUUCCGAGAAUCCCCAAAGUGUUCGAAGUAUAACGCUUCUUGACUCCAGUAUUAACCCAUCAUUGCCCUUGUGGGUUUUGCACAUACCUGUAAUAAGAGAGGUCUUGUUAGGGUUUUCGUUUGCUUUCAAGAUGCUAGUGAGCUUACGUUGCUCCAAGGACAUGACUUUAUCGCAAAUCGAAGCUCAUAGGAUACUUUUGAAAGGAAGAAACGGGAGGGAAGCUGUUCUCGGUUCGCUUAAGAAGCUUAACCAUAGCUUUGACAUUGCACAGUGGGGUAACUCAGAUGCGGUCAAUGGUAUCCCUUUGCAAGUGAUUUGGUCUAAACAAGUGUCUGAUGUAUGGAGCGAGGAAGGCGAACUUGUAUCUAAGGCUCUUCGAAAGGCAAAGUUUGUCACUCAUUCAGGUAGCCGUUGGCCUCAGGAAAGCAAAUCGAGCGAGCUUACAGGUUACAUUACUGAUUUCGUUUCUGCGUUCCCGAUAUCCUUCAAACGGGUCUCUGAAGAACCUAUCCCAGAGAAAGUGCAGAAAAUAUUAGAUGAAGCAAAGGCUGGUGGGGACCAUGACCACGCCCAUACUGGUUACACAGAUGCUUACGGUCUUGGUGAGGGAUGGACUACUUGAUAUGGUUGGAGUUCUUGAUGCUUGUUUAAGUUUAUGACUACUCGGAAUUUUUUUUUACUUUUGUUUGAAUUCUUAGAUAUUGUUAUAUAAACCCGUGUGUUUCUCAGCAAAUUUUCAAUUGGAAAAAUCUACAAUUCUAAAAAUUGGUCAUAAACAGUCAUUCGAGUG